AUGACAGCUCACUCGCCGCUGCACUCGCCGUCGUCGCACCCCGAGCGACCAAAGGGCGAGUCCAACUCGUACCGGUCCAACUCGCUCAGCUCCCCAACUGCCGAGGCGGAGCCCGUAGCCAGCCCGACUGCCCAGCGUCCUCCGCUUGGGCGCGAGAAGUCGGAGAAGGAGAUCGUCCUGGAGAACACGCUGCACAAUGCCGGCGAAGGCCACCGCCGCUCGUCGUCCAACGCCCGCGGCUCGACGUCCAGACGCCAGUCGGCCACCAGCCCGCAUCUCGAUGAGAACAGCCCCCAGCUCAAGUGGGACGAGGCCAAUCUCUACCUGAACGAGCAGAACCGCGACAGCACAAUGAAGAUUGACGAGCCCAAGACACCCUACGCCAAGCAAUACGACCCUGCCGAGGACGAGGACGAGAUUGAGAUGCUCGAUGCCAGUGAGCUGAACGUCGACGAGCUGGACGCGAAGCCAAGGCGCAAGAAGGCCGACGACAUUCCCGAAUUCGAUCUAGGCGAGCCCGAGCUGCGAGCGCGCCGCGAGUCCCAAACACCGGAGAGCGAGAAGCGCGUACUGGUCGACCCCGAUGAGGACAAGGGCUACCACGGCGAGCUGCCUCCCAACGCCACGCAGGAAGAGAAGGACAAGCACCGCAAGUUUGAGGAGCUGCGAAAGAAGCACUACGAGAUGAAGAACGUCAAGGAUCUGCUGGGCCACGUCGACGAGGACGAGGACGAUGACCAGGCGCCGCCACCAAUGCCGAACGGCCAACGUCCGUCGUAG
Messenger RNA from Boeremia exigua, 780 nucleotides. RefSeq lists its product as uncharacterized. Bases 1 to 780 code for a protein of 259 amino acids. The transcript is spliced from 3 exons. Gene Ontology annotation, molecular function: protein phosphatase inhibitor activity. NCBI's taxonomy places the organism in Eukaryota, Fungi, Ascomycota, Dothideomycetes, Pleosporales, Didymellaceae. Gene Ontology annotation, biological process: regulation of signal transduction. The record is from RefSeq and is a predicted model, not a curated record.